CCGUAACUGGACUUGAAUCUUCUUCUUGAAGGGCGUGGAGGUUGCAGGUUGCAGUGAUCCUAUGAGAGCACAUGGAGAAAAGCGAAUGAGCGAAUACCUCUUUUGCUAGAGAUAGAAAAUGAAGACGUCCAUGGCUGUCCUUUCUUUGGUCCUUUUCUGGUUUUCAAUACUCAGUCAUUCUAUAGCCGAUCAAGCCUUUGAUGUCCGUCAACACCUCUCCACUGUAACCAGAUAUGGUGCUGCGAAAGAUGUGGGUUAUGGUUCCUUUGAACAGUCUAGUAUUUAUGAAGGGUGCACUCCUAUCCACUUAAACUUAGUGGCGAGACAUGGAACUCGUUCCCCAACAAAAAAACGGAUGAGAGAGCUGGACCGGUUGGCAUCUCAUUUGGGAGAACUUAUAAGAGAUGCAAAGGAGCAGAACUUAUCUUUGCAGAAAGUUCCGAUCUGGUUACAGGGUUGGAAAUCUCCUUGGAAAGGGAAAUUGAAAGGUGGAGAAUUGAUUAGCAAGGGAGAAGAUGAAUUAUAUGAUCUUGGAAUCAGGAUUAGAGAAAGAUUUCCAGAUUUGUUCAAGGAGGAAUAUCACCCUGAUGUGUAUCCAAUAAAAGCUACACAGGUUCCUCGAGCAUCAGCCAGUGCUGUGGCAUUUGGGAUGGGGCUAUUGAGUGAGAAGGGAAGCCUUGGACCAGGGCAUCAUCGAGCUUUUGCAGUCAGCAGUGAAAGCCGUGCAAGUGAUAUAAUGCUUAGGUUUUAUGAUUCUUGUGAAAACUACAAGGCUUUUAGGGGGAGCCAAGAGCCAGCCGUUAAUAAGCUCAAGGAGCCCAUUUUAGAUGAAAUUACAGCUGCGCUAGUGAGCCGUUUUGAGCUUAAUUUUACAAGACAGGACACUGCUUCUCUGUGGUUUCUCUGUAAGCAGGAAGCAUCCUUGUUGGAUAUAACAGAUCAAGCCUGUGGUCUUUUCAGUCCUUCUGAGGUGGCUUUGCUGGAGUGGACAGAUGACUUGGAGGUGUUUAUAUUGAAGGGUUAUGGUAAAUCAAUAAACUAUCGAAUGGGAGUCCCACUGCUUGAAGAUGUUGUUCAGUCCAUGGAGCAAGCUAUUAAGGCACAGGAAGAACAACUUGCACCUGGAAGUUAUGAAAAGGCAAGACUAAGGUUUGCACAUGCAGAGACUGUGGUUCCUUUUACAUGUUUGCUUGGACUUUUCCUUGAACAAUCAGAAUUCCAGCAAAUACAAAGGGAACAGCCUUUGGAACUUCCUCCAAGGCCUCCCCACAGUAGAAAUUGGUGGGGCAGUAGUGUAGCGCCUUUUGCUGGCAACAACAUUCUGGUCUUGCACAGUUGUCCUUCAAAUCCAUCAAGCAAGUACUUCAUCCAAGUACUCCACAAUGAACAUCCCAUUCCAAUGCCGGGUUGCAAUAAUUCUGAUUUCUGUCCAUUUGAAGAGUUUAAGAAAAUGAUAGUUGCUCCUCACUUAAAGCACGACUACAACGCACUCUGCGCUAAGAAGCUGGAACAACCAGAGCUGAAGCCUGAAACCAGUAAGUUGUCACAACUGUUCCGUUGGCUCUUCUCAAUGGGGAGAGACGAGACACAGUCCACCAAAGCCGAAUUGUAGCUUCUUAGUCAUUAAACAAAGAGAGAACCAUUCUUACAUGCUACAUUUUCCUCGUUUGGACGCCAUCAUUUUUAUGAUUUUCAUCCUAGGGGAGCUCUUCCUUUUAGCAGAGUUCCACCUGAAUAAAUCCUAUUCUCAAUAUUAACAAAGUAUCUCUGACUGAACGAGUUCACUGAACUCCCUAUUCUUUUACAUUUGAGGCAGCGUUUUAACAUGUUAUCCUUUUUCCUUGC
This is a messenger RNA of Manihot esculenta (cassava), 1845 nucleotides long. RefSeq names its product multiple inositol polyphosphate phosphatase 1. The transcript is spliced from 11 exons. The record is from RefSeq and is a predicted model, not a curated record. Gene Ontology annotation, molecular function: inositol phosphate phosphatase activity; acid phosphatase activity. Bases 119 to 1612 code for a protein of 497 amino acids. Lineage: Eukaryota; Viridiplantae; Streptophyta; Magnoliopsida; Malpighiales; Euphorbiaceae.